Cyphellophora europaea CBS 101466 is the source of this 987-nucleotide messenger RNA. RefSeq lists its product as uncharacterized. Bases 1 to 987 code for a protein of 328 amino acids. Gene Ontology annotation, molecular function: oxidoreductase activity. The record is from RefSeq and is a predicted model, not a curated record. The transcript has a single exon. NCBI's taxonomy places the organism in Eukaryota, Fungi, Ascomycota, Eurotiomycetes, Chaetothyriales, Cyphellophoraceae.
AUGAAGAUCAAGGUGUCAGACGCGGAGCAGCUCGCGCACCGCGCCCUCGUCAAGCUGGGCUAUGGCUCAGCCGAGGCCUCGAAGAUCAGCCACCACCUCAUUGACAGUGAGCUUCGCGGCUACGGCGUUGCCGGGCUGGCACGCAUCCUCAGCAUCGCGGAUAGGUUGAAGGGCCAGCCGCCACAGCAGACCGUGAAAGUAACGCGCGAGGCGCCCGCAACCGCGCAGAUUGACGGCCAGGACUCGCUGGGCUAUCUGGUCGCCUACGAAGCGACACGGAUGGCGAUUGAGAAGGCGAAGACCACGGGCGUGGCGGCUGUGGGUGCCAAUGGGACUUGGUAUACGGGCAUGCUGUCGUACUACGCCGAGAUGGCUGCGGCCGAGGAUUUGGUGGCGGUCAUUGCUUCGAAUUGCACGGCCUGGGUCGCACCAGAGGGAGGCUACAAGCCCAUGUUUGGUACGAAUCCUUAUUGCGUUGGCUUUCCGUCUGGGGACGUGCCGAUCAUUUACGAUAUCGGCACUUCAAAAAUCAUCCAUGCGGACAUCAUGCUUGCACGGAGGCUUGGACGGGAGCUGCCAGCUGAUUCGGCCUUCAACAGCGAGGGCGAAAUGACGAUUGACCCUCACGAAGCAUUGCAGGGGGCGAUGGCCGUGUGGGGCGGUCACCGAGGUAGUGGGCUGGCGAUUGUUGUGCAGCUGCUUGGGGUUAUGGCAGGGUCACCAGCCUUUCCGCCUGAUUUAGAGGACUUUGGAUAUAUGAUCAUAGUGGUAAAUCCCGCCAUGUUCCGGCAGAUUGAGGAGUUCAAAGCCGAGAUCGAUGCGUUCUCGGCGAAGAUGAGGGAUAGUCCGCCUUUACCCGGUGGCUCGCAGCUGAGGAUGCCCUUUGAAAGGUCAAAUGGUAUUCGGCAGAAGAACCGUGAGGCUGGGGAGAUUGACGUGGAGGAAGGCGUUGUUGAUCGGCUAAAAACCCUGCUGGAGGGGAGCUAG